UUGCCCAGCAUGCGUGUCACCUCUGCUCUUCUUGCUGGCUUGGUUGCCUCCACGGCCGAUGCCCUCGUCGCCAAGGCCGCCAUCGACAAGUGUCUUACCGAUGCUGGUGUCCCGAUCGACGUCAAGGGCUCCGACGGCUGGAAUGAGGAUGUUGCACCUUUCAACAUCCGUCUGCCCUACCUCCCCACCGCCAUCUCGGUCCCUGCUACCACCAAGCACAUCCAGGACUCUGUGAAGUGCGGCAAGAAGCUCGGCAUCAAGGUCUCCGCCAAGUCCGGUGGUCACAGCUACGCAUCUUUCGGAUUCGGUGGCGAGAAUGGUCACUUGGUUGUCGAGCUCGACCAGAUGUACAAUGUCACUUACGACGCAAAGAAGAACAUUGCGACUGUGCAGCCUGGUGCCAGAUUGGGCCACGUCGCCACCGUUCUGUAUGAGAAGUACGGACGUGCCAUUGCUCAUGGAACCUGCCCUGGUGUCGGUGUUUCCGGUCACUUCCUCCACGGAGGCUUCGGAUUCAGCUCCCACAUGCACGGUCUUGCCUUGGACUCCGUCCAGAGCGUGACCGUUGUUCUGGCUGAUGGGACCGUGAAGGAGGCUUCCGCCUCUACGAACGCCGACCUUUUCUGGGGCAUGAAGGGCGCCGGUUCGAACUUCGGUAUUGUUGCUUCAUGGAAGUUGAGCACUUUCGAAGCACCCAAGACACUCACCAAGUUCGGUGUCGCUCUUGGAUGGACCAAGGACACUGCCGUUGCCGGUCUUGAGGCUGUUGAGAAUUACGCCAAGAACAUCAUGCCUCGCGAAGUCAACUUCCGUAUUGGCGACUACAGCAAGGGUAAGCCUGGUAUCGAGGGUCUGUACUACGGUACUCCCGCUCAGUGGAAGAAGGACUUCCAGCCUCUUUUGGACACCCUGCCCAAGGGCUACAACAUCUCUGAGCCCCAGUCUCUUACUUGGAUCCAAGCCGUAAUCGCCUACUCCAACUAUGACGAGGUUGACUGGAUCCACCCCAGCCCUCAAGAGAACUUCUACUCCAAGAGCUUGACCCUCAAGGGCCUCAACGGAACUUCCGCGCAAGCUUUCGUCGACUACUACUUCGAUGUCGCCAACAACGUCGUCGACCGCUUCUGGUUCUUCCAGCUCGACAUGCACGGUGGCAAGAACUCGCAAAUCACCAAGGUUGGCAAGGACGCCACUUCCUACCCCCACCGUGACAAGCUCUACAUCAUCCAAUUCUACGACCGCUAUGAGAACAACCAGACCUACCCUGCCAGCUCUUUCGGCUUCCUCGACGGCUGGGUCGAUGCUGUCACUGACACCAUCCCGAGGUCUGAGUGGGGCGCGUACAUCAACUACGCCGAUUCCAGGCUUCCGCGUGCAGAGGCUGAGCGCCAGUACUACGGCGACCACCUUCCGAGGCUGCAGAGCCUCAAGGCGAAGUACGACCCCAAGGAGCUCUUCUACUACCCCCAAUCUGUUGAGCCC
Messenger RNA from Paraphaeosphaeria sporulosa, 1482 nucleotides. Its product is annotated as carbohydrate oxidase from Microdochium Nivale in complex with substrate analogue. The record is from RefSeq and is a predicted model, not a curated record. Gene Ontology annotation, molecular function: oxidoreductase activity; FAD binding. Lineage: Eukaryota; Fungi; Ascomycota; Dothideomycetes; Pleosporales; Didymosphaeriaceae. The annotation marks the transcript as partial. The transcript is spliced from 2 exons.